UAAAGAUUUUGUUCUUUUGGAGGGAAAACCUUUUUGUCAGUAACAUGUCAUUAUUGUAUUCUGAGAAGACUAAUAACCUAUUCUAAAAGAUGGAUAAGACAUGCAGAAAUUCUUUCAUCAUAUUAUACGCUGCUGUAAAGUGGCUACUAGAAGUAGUGGAUCUAGGGCUGGAUUGGGACUUUUACAUUGAAGUACAACACACAGAUCAACAAAGUAUCAUCCGUGCAGUAAAGCUAAAGUGGGCAAUUUUGGGAUUUGCAAUCUUUGGUACAGUCAUGUUCUUUUCCACUUUAAUUGCAUUUUGCAUAAAAAUUUACAAAAAGAGGAAACAAAAAAAUUUGAGCAAAUCCUACCAAGAUGUUAAGAAAGCUGUCUCCAUCAUGUCUCUCAUAUGUACCUGGUUUGAGGAUUUCCCUCAAAUAGUGCUAGCUGUUAUUGUAGCAGUGAAAUCAACUGAGCUGAUCUCAAUAAUACAGCUGGUAAAAGCCUGGUAUGCCUUAGCAGAAGCAACGUUGCAAGCUACCAUAAUAUUCAUAGAACUCAGACUGUGUUGCCUUAAGAAGCCAGACUAUUGGAAACGAGUGUUGUUGAUUUUGGAGCUUAUUGGCAUUACCCUGAUAUUUCUGGUCAGUAUAUUUUUGUUAAUAGAGCUUUACCAAGACAACUUUAAAGAGAUUUAUCAACUGGAAAAUGCUGCCAUGAAUUCAACUAGCAAAGUAAACUUCACAACUUGGAGCACUCCAAUUAAUUCAACCUGAUGUCUUUGCAAUGCAUGGACUAAUCAUUAACAUGGAAUGGUCAAUUCUCAAAUCAAACACUUCCCUGUGGAUUCAUCUGUAAAUAAUUUUUCAUCAUGUCAUAUACAAAUAAUAUAUACAUGUAUGUAUUAAAACGCAGACUUUUUCAAUACAUCAAGUUUAAUUAUGUGGGGGU
Saccostrea echinata is the source of this 933-nucleotide messenger RNA. RefSeq lists its product as uncharacterized. The record is from RefSeq and is a predicted model, not a curated record. NCBI's taxonomy places the organism in Eukaryota, Metazoa, Mollusca, Bivalvia, Ostreida, Ostreidae. The transcript is spliced from 2 exons. Bases 90 to 758 code for a protein of 222 amino acids.